AUGCAAGGCCAACAACAGACGCCCUUUCUCCCCAGCAUCCCGCUCGCGCACGGCUAUCUGACAGCCUCGAAGCACGACCGGCAGCCAUUAUGCGGUAAUAGCGAGGGCUGGGGCCCGAUCAGCCCUAUACGAUACGACUUCACACCGUGUUUCCUGGAUGUGUGGAUAGCCGUUGUCGGAGUAUUUGGGAUUGUGGGAGGCGCCGGCGCGUUGUGGUAUCUCUACAGGAAGUGCCCGCCUCAGCCUGUAAAGCGCAAUUGGCACUUUUACGCGAAGCUGAUAUCCCUCGGCGCCCUCAUCGCCACUACGGCCGUACAAGCCGCGCUUCAGAUCGAGUACUACAAGGACGUAUGGGCCGGCGACUUCCGUUUCUGGACAUCGAUUAUCACCAUCGUCUCACUCGGCGUCGUCUUCUAUAUCCAAUACAUCGAACACUGGCGCUCGCGAAAUGCCAACGGUGUGGUCCUCUUCUACUGGCUCUUCCUGCUGCUCGCAUAUGCCGUCAAGCUCCGCUCCCUCGUUUCACAACAGGUACACCGUGAACAUGUGGCAUACUUCGCAGUCUUCUGUGCUAGCGUUGGGUUGGCCGGACUAUCUUUCAUUCUGGAAUGGCUGGUUCCGAAGCGCCUGAGCGACUACGACAUGCUUGGAGACGACGAUGAAUGUCCAUACGAAUAUGCAGACGUCUUCUCCGUCUUGACAUUUGGUUGGAUGACACCUCUGAUGAAGCAGGGUUACAAGAAUUUCCUUACCCAGGACGAUCUCUGGAACCUGCGAAAGCGCGACACGACUCGACACACCUCGCAGACAUUUGAGGAUUCUUGGCAAUAUGAGAUGGAAAAGAAGCACCCUUCACUGUGGUUGGCAAUGUUCCGCUCGUUCGGCGGUCCUUACUUCCGCGGCGCUGCCAUCAAGACUGUGAGCGAUGUCCUGAACUUCGCUCAACCUCAGUUGCUCAGACUUCUGAUCACCUUUGUCGAUUCGUACCGCAAGGACUACCCCGGAGAGCCUCAGCCUCUCAUUCGUGGCGCCGCUAUCGCGCUCGCCAUGUUCGCCGUGUCUGUCUCCCAGACCGCCUGUCUGCACCAGUACUUUCAACGUUCUUUCGAGACCGGUAUGCGCAUCAAGUCGUCCCUUACGGCUGCCAUCUACUCCAAAUCUACUCGUCUAUCCAACGAAGGUCGUGCAUCGAAGUCAACUGGUGAUAUCGUCAACUACAUGGCCGUCGAUACACAGCGUCUGCAGGAUCUUGCGCAAUACGGUCAACAACUGUGGUCUGCCCCAUUCCAAAUCAUCUUGUGCAUGCUCUCACUGUACCAGUUGCUCGGUGUUAGUUGUUUCGCAGGUGUGGCCGCCAUGUUCGUAAUGAUUCCCAUCAACGGUGUGAUUGCACGAUGGAUGAAGACUCUGCAGAAGGAGCAAAUGAAGAACAAGGAUUCGCGUACCAAACUCAUCUCUGAGAUUCUCAACAACAUGAAGUCGAUCAAACUCUAUGCUUGGACAACCGCCUUCGCCAACCGCUUGAACACCAUCCGUAACGACCAGGAACUCAAGACCCUACGCAAGAUCGGUGCAACUCAAGCUUUCUCGACUUUCACCUGGUCUACCACUCCAUUCUUGGUCUCCUGCUCAACUUUCGGUGUAUUCGUUCUGACGCAAAACCGUGCUUUGACGACUGACAUUGUCUUCCCUGCUCUGACGCUCUUCAACCUCCUCACAUUCCCGCUUGCUAUCCUUCCCAUGGUCAUCACUGCCAUCGUUGAGGCUAGCGUAGCUGUUGGCCGUAUCACUGGCUACCUGACUGCCGAUGAGUUGCAGGAGGACGCUGUUAUCCGUGAAGACGCCGUGGUCGAGAUUGGCGAUGAGUCAGUUCGCAUCCGUGAUGCUAGCUUUACUUGGGACAGGAAUGCUGAGCGCCGAGCCCUUCACGACAUCAACUUCACCGCACACAAGGGAGAUCUCGCGUGUAUCGUCGGUCGCGUUGGUGCAGGAAAAUCUUCGCUUCUUCAAGCAGUGCUCGGUGAUCUUUGGAAAAUCCAUGGUGAGGUUGUGCUCCGUGGAAAGACCGCCUAUGUUCCACAGUCAGCUUGGGUCAUGAACGCUUCUGUUCGUGAGAACAUUGUAUUUGGUCAUCGUUGGGAUCCUCAGUUCUACGAGAAGACUGUCAACGCUUGUGCUCUACGAGAUGAUUUUGCAUCACUUCCUGAUGGUGACCAGACCGAGGUUGGUGAACGAGGUAUCUCACUUUCGGGUGGUCAAAAGGCUCGUCUUACACUUGCUCGUGCUGUGUACGCUCGCGCGGAUAUCUACCUUCUGGACGACUGUCUAUCGGCUGUUGACCAGCACGUCGGACGCCACCUCAUCGACAACGUACUUGGUCCCAAGGGUCUGCUUGCAGGCAAGACCAGGAUUCUGGCAACCAACUCUAUCCCGGUCUUGAUGGAAGCAGACAUGAUCCUACUUCUACGCGAAGGCAAGAUUUUGGAGCGAGGCAGCUAUGGACAACUAAUGGCCAUGAAAGGCGAGAUUGCUCAACUGAUCAAGACAUCCCAAAACGAAGACCAAGGAGAAGAUGACAGCACUCGCACAUCCGACAGCAUCAUGAGCGACGAAGACUCUACCGUCUACGGUGGUAGUCCUGGCGAAGACGACGAGGAAGAUCAAGCUGAAGCUGAGGCUGCCCAGGAAGGUGGCGCGCAUCUCGCUCCUUUGAGGGUCGGAGGCGGUACGGCCCGCAAGUCGAGCUUCCAGACUCUUCGCCGCGCUAGUACUGCAAGUUUUAAGGGACCUCGUGGAAAGCUCACCGAUGAAGAGGGCGGCGGAUUGAAGAGCAAGCAGACCAAGGAGUUCUCCGAGCAGGGCAAGGUCAAGUGGUCCGUCUACGGCGAAUACGCAAAGACCAGUAAUCUUGCAGCUGUUACAAUCUAUCUGCUGCUCCUCCUGGGAGCCCAGACAUCAUCAAUUGGCGCAAGUGUAUGGCUCAAACAUUGGUCGGAGAUGAACCAGAAGGCCCAUGGGAACCCUCAUGUGGGGAAAUACAUCGGUAUCUACUUCGCGUUUGGUGUGGGAUCUGCUGCCCUUGUCGUCGUGCAGACGUUGAUUCUCUGGAUUUUCUGCUCCAUCGAAGCUAGCCGAAAGCUACACGAGCGGAUGGCGUUUGCCAUCUUCCGCUCUCCAAUGAGCUUCUUCGAGACAACACCUGCAGGACGCAUUCUCAACCGAUUCUCAAGUGACAUCUAUCGAGUCGACGAAGUUCUAGCCCGAACGUUCAACAUGCUCUUCGUCAACUCCGCUCGAGCCGGGUUCACCCUUGUUGUUAUCUCGUGGUCGACCCCAGUUUUCGUUGCUCUCAUCCUGCCGCUCGGCGCACUCUACCUUUACAUCCAGCGAUAUUACCUGCGCACCUCGCGCGAGCUCAAGCGCUUGGACAGCGUUAGCCGCAGCCCGAUCUAUGCCCACUUCCAGGAGAGUCUCAGUGGCAUGAGCACGAUCCGUGCGUACAACCAGCAGAAGCGUUUCGAAAUGGAGAAUGAAUGGCGUGUCGACGCCAAUCUGCGUGCAUACUACCCUUCCAUUAGCGCUAACCGGUGGCUGGCUGUUCGUCUGGAGUUCCUUGGCUCAGUCAUCAUCUUGGCUGCUGCUGGUUUUGCCAUUAUUUCCGUCGCCAGCCACAGCGGCCUAUCAGCCGGUAUGGUGGGUCUGGCCAUGUCGUACGCUCUUCAGAUUACGCAGAGCCUCAACUGGAUUGUUCGUCAGACUGUUGAGGUGGAGACUAAUAUCGUUUCUGUUGAACGUGUGCUUGAGUAUGCCGCACUACCCAGCGAGGCGCCUGAGAUCAUCUCCAAGAACAGGCCACCAAUUAGCUGGCCGUCUCAGGGUGCUGUCACUUUUGACAACUACAGCACCCGAUACCGCCCUGGUCUUGAUUUGGUGCUGAAGAACGUCAAUCUCUCUAUCAAGCCAAAGGAGAAGAUUGGUGUCGUCGGUCGUACCGGUGCUGGCAAGAGUUCACUGACUCUCGCAUUGUUCCGUAUCAUUGAGCCUGCAGAGGGUAACGUGAGCAUCGACAAUCUCAACACUAGUACCAUUGGUCUUCUCGACCUCCGCAGACGCUUGGCCAUUAUUCCACAAGACGCAGCGCUCUUCGAAGGCACUGUGCGCGACAACCUUGACCCAGGACAUGUUCACGACGAUACUGAACUCUGGAGUGUACUAGAUCACGCUCGUCUCAAGGACCACAUCUCCUCCAUGCCCGGCCAACUUGACGCCACCAUCAAUGAAGGCGGCUCCAACCUCUCCUCCGGUCAACGCCAGCUCGUCUCCCUCGCCCGUGCCCUGCUCACUCCUUCCAACAUCCUCGUCCUCGAUGAAGCGACCGCCGCUGUCGAUGUCGAAACAGAUGCUAUGUUGCAAACUACCCUCCGCACUAGCAUGUUUAACAACAGGACCAUCAUCACCAUUGCGCAUCGCAUCAACACCAUUCUAGACAGCGAUCGCAUCAUCGUCUUGGACAAGGGCGAGGUGAGAGAGUUUGAUAGUCCUGCUGAGCUCGUCAGGCAGAAGGGCCUGUUUUACGAAUUGGUGCGUGAGGCGGGUUUGUUGAAUAGUUUGGAUAUGAGUCAGUCGUCUAGGUGA
Alternaria arborescens is the source of this 4635-nucleotide messenger RNA. Its product is annotated as Metal resistance protein. The record is from RefSeq and is a predicted model, not a curated record. Lineage: Eukaryota; Fungi; Ascomycota; Dothideomycetes; Pleosporales; Pleosporaceae. Gene Ontology annotation, biological process: transmembrane transport. Gene Ontology annotation, cellular component: membrane. The transcript has 7 exons. Bases 1 to 4635 code for a protein of 1544 amino acids. Gene Ontology annotation, molecular function: ABC-type transporter activity; ATP hydrolysis activity; ATP binding.